Molecule: messenger RNA, 1146 nt
Organism: Peniophora sp. CBMAI 1063
Lineage: Eukaryota; Fungi; Basidiomycota; Agaricomycetes; Russulales; Peniophoraceae
Source: the annotation of a GenBank genome assembly
AUGCCUCCCAACGCGUUCACGGCCGGCCCCUCUGGGGCACUCGACAAGCGCACGACGUUCUAUGGGCUCUUCGGAAAUGUAUCAGACGGCGUCGCUGCGAUUGCCGCAAAUGACAUGGACGUCAUAUUGCAAGACGGGUACAUGAGCGUGGUGAUGUCUAUACUGUUCACGUUUCUCUCCAUCGUAUUCUUCACGGCCCUGCGGCACUUACUAAAAGACGGCCUGCGAAGUCGACCCAAUAAGUGGAUGCUAGCCGCUUUAACGAUCAUGUAUGGAUGCGCGACGGUGAGCUACGCCUUCGAGCUCCUCACUUUCAGCCAGGACGUCAAAUUCACCACCGAGGACUUCACUGGGCGCUACGACACUUCCAAUAGCAAUAUUGCCUCUAUCGCGUCCAUAGGACAGUACGUAAUUCAGGGUGUGAGCGUGCUGUGCGGAGAUCUUGUCAUCCUCUGGCGAACGGGUGUGGUCUGGCACAACAGCACCGUCAUACGGAGACUGAACUUGCUCUUUUUGAUUCUGGUCAUUCUCACCUGGAUAGCUGGGAUAGCCAUCCUCGCCAUGUUCGGUAUCCAGUUCGCGCUCAUUCCCUUGGCUUUAUCUCUCUCCAUCAACCUAUGGAGUACGGGCGCGAUCGGCUACAAAACCUGGCAUCGUCGUAACAUGCUACGCCGCCAGAUCUUCAUGGCUGGUCGCUCAUCUGGCUCAGCCGUCGAAGGUGCUCUCGCAGUGCUCACAGAGACCGGUAUAGCCUACACGGUGUUAUGGAUCAUCUAUGUCGCUGUCGUGGCGUCUUUCUUCUUCGGUCCCAGAUCGUUCGACGACGUCGCGCUAGACCAAGGCUUCCAGUGGUUUUGGAUAAUCAUGAACAUGUUGAUUCCGCUUUAUCCGACGUUACUCAUCCUCCUCAUCGCUCGACGCAUCACGCCGCUCACCGAGACCCUCACCUCGAUUGACGCGAGUACAGUGGAUUCAAGUCCGACAAGCAGUAUCGUGGACGUCAUUCCCCUACAAGAAACUUCACGGCCCGACGAUAAGAUUGGAGAUGACCUGUAUGAUCCCUACGUUGCUAUCACGGGUAGUUCUAGUUCGAGUGCUGGUACACCGAGAGGUUCUUUUCGCCUCGAACCCAAUAGGAGAGGUUGA